Molecule: messenger RNA, 1377 nt
Organism: Penicillium bovifimosum
Lineage: Eukaryota; Fungi; Ascomycota; Eurotiomycetes; Eurotiales; Aspergillaceae
Product: putative sterol carrier protein
Exons: 2
Coding region: 1-1377 (458 amino acids)
Molecular function (GO): acyltransferase activity, transferring groups other than amino-acyl groups
Source: RefSeq, a predicted model, not a curated record
AUGGGCAAGAAGCAAGGAACACCCGCCUACGUCCUGGGCGUGGGCAUGACCAAGUUCAUCAAGCCUCGUGGCAAGGUCGACUACCAUGAGCUGGGCUACGAGGCCGGUGUCAAGGCCAUGCUGGAUGCUAAGAUCAACUACGACGAGGUUGACCAGGGUGUUGCCUGCUACGUCUACGGCGACAGCACCUGCGGCCAGCGUGUCUUCUACCAGUUCGGCCAGACCAGCAUCCCUAUCUACAACGUCAACAACAACUGCUCGACCGGCUCCACUGGCCUCGCCAUGGCCCGCACUAUGGUCUCCCACGGCGCCGCAGACUGUGUCCUGGUUGUUGGCUUCGAGAAGAUGAACCCUGGUAGUUUGCAGUCCAUGUACAACGACCGUGAGAACCCCACCGGUCUCUUUGGAAUGAUGAUGGCCGAGACUCGAGGUGUCACAAACGCACCCGGUGCCGCGCAGAUGUUCGGCAACGCAGGUGUGGAAUACAAGGAGAAGUUCGGUGCUAAGAACGAGGACUUCGCCGAGAUUGCCCGCAUCAACCACGAGCACUCCAAGCGCAACCCCUACUCCCAGUUCCAGACCGAAUACACCCUCGAAGAGAUCAUGAAGGCUCCCAUGAUCCACGAGCCCCUGACCAAGCUGCAGUGCUGCCCUACCUCCGAUGGUGGUGCCGCCGCAGUCAUCGUCUCCCAGGAGUUCCUGGACGCCCGUCCCCACCUGAAGGAACAGGCCAUUCUCAUCGCCGGCCAGACCCUUGCCACCGAUACCGACUCAGUCUACAGCACCAGCUCCAUCGACUUGAUGGGCUUCGGUAUGACGCGUCGCGCCUGCCGCGAAGCUCUCGCCGAGGCUGGCGUCAACGUUAAGGAUAUCAAGGUCUGUGAGCUGCACGACUGCUUCUCCGCUAACGAGAUGAUUACCAUCGACGCUCUGGAGCUUUGUGAGCCCGGCAAGGCCCACGAGAUGGUCCGCCGCGGCGAUAUCACAUACGGCGGUAAGAUGGUCAUCAACCCCUCCGGCGGUCUCAUCUCCAAGGGCCACCCUCUCGGUGCCACUGGUAUUGCCCAGUGUGCUGAGCUGGUCUGGCAUUUGCGUGGUUGGGCCAACAACCGUAUGAUCGAUGGUACCUCUUCCGCACUCCAGCACAACCUCGGUCUGGGUGGUGCCGUCGUUGUCACCGUCUACAAGCGUGCCGACGGCAAGGUCGCCGCUGCUGUUCCCUCCGACGUCGUUGGCAAGAUCAACGGCCUCGGCUACAACCCUGCUGUUGAGGCCAAGGGCUUCACCGCUGAGCAGGCCAAGGCCGUGGUGAGCAAGAAGCACAGCUCUAAAUAUGCUCUUGCCGAUACCCAAGAGCGUGUCAUUGCCAGAUUCUAG